Microbotryum saponariae is the source of this 2404-nucleotide messenger RNA. The record is from the annotation of a GenBank genome assembly. NCBI's taxonomy places the organism in Eukaryota, Fungi, Basidiomycota, Microbotryomycetes, Microbotryales, Microbotryaceae.
AUGCCUUCUUCCGCCCCUUUCGCCAAGUACAUCGAGGACAACCAGGAUGCGUUGAUCGAGCGCCUCGCUGCGUCUGUUGCGAUCGCCUCCGUCUCGGGCGACCCUUCGUACCGACCUGAGGUGCACCGCAUGGGCAAGUGGCUUCAGGACGAGCUCGUCAAGCUGGGUGUCGAGUGAGUGGUUGCAUCUUGGCUGCUGAUGCGGUUGCUUCUGGGGUGUGGACGACUGUUGGGGGGAGGCGACCUUUCAUUUCGUCGGGCGAGGGUGCGACGCGAGAUAAGCUUCCCCAGGCUCAGGCGGAGAGAAGAGAGAUGACCUCAACGUCAUCACGCCCGUCGCCCAUCGGCGGCCCCCCACAACCGCCGCAGCUCUCUCGCCCAAUCGGAUCAUUGAUCCCCACUCUCCACCUCGUUCACAGAGUCGAAUCCGUUCCCCUCGGCCCUCAGACUCUUGAAGGCCAGGAGGUGCAACUGCCCCCCGUCUUGCUCGGUCAGUCUUUGCGGUGACGACCCAGUCGGGAACACGACGGACUUGAGGAAGGCUGACCCUCUGUACCUCCCCCACAGGCAAGUACGGCUCCGACCCCAAGAAGAAGACCAUCCUCAUUUACGGCCACUACGAUGUUCAGCCCGUACGUCAAACGCAUAAAGCUCCUAACCCACCCCACUCAUGUCCGACCUCGGAGCCCCCACGCUGACGGUGUCUCCUGUGCUCUUUCCCCACCCCGCGCACCCCACGGAAAUCCAAACAGGCGCUCAAAUCCGACGGCUGGGAGACGGAGCCCUUCGAACUCAAGGAGGACAAGGCCACCGGCCGCUUCUACGGUCGAGGAUCGUCCGAUGACAAAGGUCCCAUUCUUGGGUGGUUGAACGUGCGUCUCUAUGAGGGCCAUGUAGAGACACACGCCCCAACGAGAGACUCACACACGCGUGAGGUGUAUUGCACAGGUCAUCGAGGCUCACCAAAAGACCAACACCGAGAUGCCCGUCAACCUGAGAAUGUGCUUCGAGGGUAUGGAGGAGUCCGGAUCCAACGGCCUCGAGGAAGUCGUUGUUGCCGAGGCCAAGAAGACCUUUAAGGAUGUCGACGCCGUCUGCAUCUCCGUGAGUUCGCGCCUGCAGUACCAUUUGGCUAAACGAGACUGACCCUGUUGAGAUGACGGCCGCUUUGACAGGACAACUACUGGCUCGGCACCACUUCGCCUUGCCUCACCUAUGGUCUCCGAGGCUUGGCCUACUUCUCCGUCUCCAUCUCCGGACCUGGUGCCGACUUGCACUCCGGUGUCUUCGGUGGUAUGGUCCACGAGCCCAUGACCGACUUGUUCGCCAUCUUCUCCAAGCUCGUCACCCCCCAAGGUGAGAUUCUCGUCCCCGGCAUCGCCGACAAGGUUGCACCGUUGACCCCCGAGGAGAAGAAGCGCUACGAGGUCAUCGACGUCAAGGUGAGUUGAGAGGAUCUGCAGAUAUUGGACUCGGAGUCUGCGCAAGCCUCUACUGACCAUUGUCCUCGCUGCGCAGGUCUCCGACUUUGAGCAAGCCGCUGGCGCCGAGGUGACGAUCAGCCAGGACAAGGCCACCGUCUUGAUGGCUCGCAUGCGUUACCCCUCGCUCUCGAUCCACGGUAUCGAAGGUGCCUUCUCCGCCGCCGGUGCCAAGACGGUCAUUCCUUCGUCCGUGCGAGGCAAGUUCUCGAUCCGCCUCGUGCCCGACCUGACCCCUCAGGACGUCGAGAAGCUCGUCCAAACCUACCUUCACGAGGAGUUUGCCAAGCUUGGCUCCAAAAACACGUUCAAGGUCGAGAUGUUGUCCGGCGGUAUGCCCUGGGUCGCCUCGAGUAAGUCUGAACGAUCUCUUAUAGUCUCGGUUUGCGCAAUCCGGCCGAUAGUGCGCCUCGGUUCCCGCUCGCUUCACGCACGCCUGCCGUGCAGAGCCCAGUCACCCACGCGCAAACUCAAUCGUGCGAUUCCCCCGCGGAAACCGGCUAACUUUAUUUAAUCUUUUUCGUCAAAAUAGUCGACCACUGGAACUUCCGAGCAGGUACAAAGGCAACAGAGACCGUGUACGGCAAGACGCCCGAUUACACGCGUGAAGGUGGAUCGAUCCCCAUCACCUUGACCUUUGCCGACGCGCUCGGCGUGAACGUCAUGCUCUUGCCUAUGGGACGAGGCGAUGACGGAGCCCACUCGGUAAACAAAAACAAAAAUCAUUUCGUUUUCGUUUGUUCUACAGUCACCUUCACUGACACGACAUAUUCUUCCCCCUUUGUUCUACCAUGCUUUGUCAUUCGGUUUGUGUGUUGGGCUUGUCUUGGUCUCUAGAUCAACGAGAAGCUCGAUCGAUCGAACUUUGUGCAAGGGUCCAUCUUGCUUGGCGAAUACCUUACCGAGGUCGCCAACCUCGCCUAA